AUGCGUGAUAGUGCCGUAGGUCACAUCAAGGAGGAGGAGGAGGAGCCGUUUCAGACCGACUCUCAGCCCAUCAGUCCGCCACUUCACACAAGCAGACACACACAAAUGGACGAACUGCGUGGACUGAGUUGGGGCGUCGAUCAUCAGCCUUCCAAGUCACGGCGCUUGACACGCCGUGAUAGCCCCAGACUCAAGUCACACAUGCAACUGAGGAGCCGCAUGGAGACGGAGUCAAGGCGCACAUUUCCCACUUGCGCAGGAGGUGGCAUUUGGGUGCUUGCAGUGGGAGAUUUUGAUGUGCGACGUGGCGCUAGUGAGGGAGGAUGUGUUGGUGUGGCGUAGCCGGCGGUUUCUACCGCAUGUUCUCGUGGAUACGCAUGUGGCCGGAUAAGCCUGUGCAGUGUAUGCGGACAGUGGAGGCGAGUGCGGAGGGCGUAGGUUGGUAUUCCAGGCACAAGUUCGCCAGUCUCUGAGCGGUUGAUUCACAAGUGACCGACCAGGCCGGUGCGUGAGGCGAAGGUACGGUCGCAAUGUGGACAGAUGCAGACAAGGUCCUCAUCUCUGGUGUCGACAGUAGUGGUGCUGGUGUUUGUUGGUGUGUCAGGGUUGUGUGUAAUGUUGAUGUGCGUGGCAGACACCACAACGGCAGACGUUGAGGCAGUUGAGGACGGGGAGAUGGAGGGGGAGGAGGACGAGGAUGGAAGUGGGGGUUCGGGGGCGGUCAGUGUUCGUUGACGGCGUCGGAGGUGAGGCAGAGGUGGACGGAGAGACGACGGUUGGUGCAGUGCUGCAGUUGCUCAAGAGGUGUCCAACAAGUCCAUUUGGCGCUCAGUCUGCCACUCCGUACAAACACUCACACCACUGGGCAGACUGCGUGGACUGAGUUGGGGCGUCGGUCAGCGGUCUUCCAAGACACGGAGUUUGACGCGCCAUGAUAGUCUCAGACUCGGAUUACACAUGCAGCAGAGGAGUCGCAGUGAGACUCAGCCGAGACGCACACUUCCCACUUGCGUGAGAGGUGGCACCUGAAUGCCUGUGGUGGGUGUUAAUGUUGUGUGAUGUAGGUGAGGAAAGAUGUGCUGGUGUGGUGAAGCCAGCGGUUGUCUACCGCAGGUUUUCGUGAGUGCGCUGCUUAUUAUUUCGCAGCAGCUGACGGAUUUCAUGUAAUGCGUAAUAUCAGCCCUAAGAGGGAGCAUGAAAAACUAUUCCAAAUACUUUACUCAAAAUUCCCUCAUUAAGCAUCGAGAAAAUUAGACAGAGAAGGAGUCCUUUGUAGACGUCUUUAUGGCGCCCAGGUAGGUCAGAGUUAGGCGUAGCUCCCUGAAAUUUGCAAGUUGUCACUGCCUAGGCAUGCCUCUUUUUGAUUAUUUAUUCCGUAUGGGAGCUGCAAUUUGCUCCAAAGUACCUGAACAUGUGAACCGGCAGGUCGUGGACAGUAUACGGUUGAUGUGAUACCACAAGAAAUUUUUGUAAGUAGAGUUGUCAUAUUAUUUUUUAGCACGCGAGGAUCCCGACUUAUGAAUGAGCGUCUUGUUGACCGCCUCAAAAACCACAUUACGCAAAAAUGACUACUUAAUUACUAUGAAUGUUUCCUACGGACUUCCUAGGCCCCUACAAAUUACAUCAUAUUUUAUGAGAAAUUUGCAAAAAAAUACUAUUUCUUGCACUCAUUUGGCAGUCAAUUACAUGUUUUCCAAUUUUAUGCUUAAAGAAAAUGUACUAUCCGGUUUUUAAAAAUCUUUCUAACCCCUGAAAACCUUUUUGUUCCAUCUCAUAAAUAGGAGCAAGAUAUUAUUUUGAACAUGAUAUCUAAAGAAGACGGAAUGUAAUGGUAGAAGGGUACUCAUCGGUCGUCUCUACGGAACUCACUCGUCCCGGUGUGCCUUAGGGCUCUAUCUUGAGUCCAACUGGCAGCCGCACAGCGGCGCAUGCUAUAGGCAGAAUGGUAUUGGCCCAUAAUGGAAUGGCCAUUUCUGGCUUAUUAGCCGUCGUCAGCCAGUCACACCCAAACCCGAAGUGUGGAACACCCGGGGUGCGAUCCUGCGACCUGUCAGUUAGAAGUCCAACGCCUCUAACCACUGGGCCACGAGCCCGUUGCCCUGUCGGUUUUUUGGAUUGGGAAUAUACACUGGUGGGGGGCGCUCACUGCCUAUAUCAUGCGCCGCUGUGCGGCUGCUGGUUGGGCUCGGGAGAGAGCCCUUAAGGCACAACGGAACGAGUGAGUUCCGUAAGAACGAUCGGUGAGCGCCCCCUACCAUUGUAUAUUCCCGAUCGAAAACUGACAGGGCAACGGGCUCGUGGCCCGGUGGGUAGAGGCGUGGACUUCUAAACCAACAGGUCGCGAAUUCGAGGCUCGGGUGUUCCACACUUCGGGCUUGGGUAUGGCUGGCUCCCUUGUAAUUGUCGGUAACAACAUUCUGCAUAUAAGACGUAAUUUGCUGCCAAAUUAAGUAAAAUAAAGAACAUUUUUUGCAUGGUUUCUAUAAAAUAUAACCGAAUUUAUAAGGGCAUCGAAAAUCAGUGAGGAACAUUCAAACUAAUAAAGUGGUCAUUUUUUAGGUAAUGCAGUUGUCGCAGACGACGAAACGAAAUUCCUUCGAAAGCCGGAAUCCCGACGUGACUGAAAUAUCUUGUGGUUGACUUUACAACUCUAUUAAGUAAUCUUCUCGAAUCGGAAACAUAUUCCAGAAUUCGAUAAACAUUUAAUGAGAUAGUCAGGCUGCUGUACUUAAAACGUGCUUUAUCAACAAAGGCAAGGAUAGAGAGGCUGAAAUGGCCAUUUCUGGCUUAUUUGACAUCAUCAGCCAGCGAUAUUGCAGUCCCACACUGCACACCCGAGAUUCGAACCCCGAGUCAGUCCAUUGUCGUACAACGCCCUUACUACUGCAACCAAGCGCUUACACUAUUUCGACUGAGAUCGAAACAUUUGGGCUCGUGAGAGUGGCGCCCACAGAGAUACCCUGAUUUGCAAAACGAAAAUUGCCAUUUCUGAUUUGCCUUGCAGAUGAGGGCUUGUGUGGACUGGGGAUGGCCAUUUCUGCCUGCAGGCUGCCAAACUCCCUGUUCCCUGGAAAGCCCUCCCGAGACAGCCAGCGUUCCCGACCGUGAUCAGCAGAACGACGCACCCGCGGCCUGGGACUUAGGAAUGUCCCGUGGCCAAAGGGUCCAGGUUCGAGUCCUGAGCCCUGCAAACCUGGAUUUGGGAACAGACUGGCUGAUGACGACUAAUAAGCCAGAAAUACUCGUUCAAGUACCCUUUGUUCUUGCCAAUAAUCUGAUUGUGUGGGCACUGGAACUUACUGUUCGACUGUUUGUAGGACGCUAGAUUGGGCUCCAAGGCCCAAAGGGGAAAGCAUGCCACCUAAGCUGAUCGGUGGGCGCCCUGCUACCAUAGCUGAUAUACAGUAGUUGGGCUACUCACGAAAUGUCAACCGAAAUUCCGAAAUGCGUUUCCGUAUCGAAAAGAUUUAUUAAGUAGGGUUGUAAAAGUGGUCAGCCUGCAGCAUAAUUCUAUAAUAUUUAAGUUACCUCAGGAUGCCGGAUUUCAAAUGAACUCCCUUCCGGCUGCAUGCAAAACUACACUCUGUAAAAAAUAACUACUUAGGUAGCAUGCACUUUUCUCGUUGAUUUUCGAGUACCUUAAAAAUUCAAUUACAUCUCAUGAAAAAUGCGUAUAAAAAUACUCAUUAUUUACUCAUUCGGUAGGAAUUUAUGUCUUCCUCCAAUUUUAUACUCGAAGAAGGGACGUAAUUCGGUUUUAAGAAGUUUCUUAUUUUGGGACUUUUAAAUGCCGUGAAAUGGCUGUUGAUAAGUCGUCAUGAGUCUGCAUUUGCCAAUGUGUCCUAAUAAGUUAACAAUAUAUAUCAAAUCCGCUGCUAAAUUUUAUGAACUCUAUAUGACCGGCCUUUAUUACCGUAGAGAAAUGUGUGGUUUUCCGUAUGCGGCAUGCAGUUUGUAAACCCUGAAUCCAAGUGAAACGGCAGAGUGGGUUCAAAAUCAAAAAAUCAAAAGUUUAUGAAAAUCGAAUCAUACUUCUCUUUCGAGUAAAAAAUUGGAAGAAGACGUAAUUUUCUACCAAAUGAGCAAAAGAAUGAAUAUUUGUAUGCAUGCUUUCCAUGAAAUAGAAAUAAUUUUUGGGGCAUCGAAAAUCAAUGAUAAAAUUGCAUAUUAUGUAAGUAGUCAUUUUUUACAGAGUAUCGCUCUUUCAUGCAGUCGCAAGGAGGUCCUCUCGAAAGCCGGCAUCCUAAGGUAACUGAAUUAUUAUAGAAUCAUGUUGCAGGCUGGCUAGUUUCACAACCCUACCUAAUUAAUCUUUUUGAAAAGAAAGUGCAUUUCGAAAUUUCGGUUGACAUUUAUUGAGUUAGACCACCUACUGUGUUUGGUCAAAACCGACAGGACGACGAACACGUGAGGUAGUGCUUAGAAUGGUCGAUUUACUAAUCUAAUGAACCCACUUCUGGUGCUCACGCACCCCAGGAUUGAUAUGGCUGGCUGAUGAGGGCUAAUAAACCAGAAACGACCAUCUCCCUUGUCUCUGUUUAUCCAAACCUUCACAGGCAGUCAACGAACAGUAGCGAAUGUAAAAUUGCAACCGUUUAUUAGCCAGGCGUCGACCGCGGACGCUCUUUGAUUGGAAUGUAAGUGCACAGUCUGACAAUGGGGAGGUGGACGUUGAUAGGCAAGGCAAAGAUCACUAGUUCGGUUUAUGCAGCUACCGUGCGUUCUGUUGUCGGAGGGUUAGGUAACAAACAGUUGAAUUUGAUAUGGGAGACCAACUAAGCCUUUGGAGAUGACUGGCCGACACCAAGUCUGCAUCUAAGGCAACAGAGCUUGGCAUUUGUACUACUCGUCGACCUGAGAACAUCAUAUUCAACGGACUUCUGCAGACAAAUGACAAACUGAAUGCGAAUGGUAAACCCGGUGUCCUUCAUCUGAUCCCAUAUCGAACUUCUUCUGGCUAGUAUACGGAUGCGACUCAGGUAGGCGAUGCAGAGCAGUCCCCGCCGUCCAUACUCAUCCAAAACACCCCAGAGACGGACCAUGAAUCCAGCAGUCAGCCAACUCUUUGCUUUAAGCUCAAGGUAGCCGGUUCAGGAAAGUAAAGGAAACGACAGGGGUAUGAUUUGUAACUUCCUGGGAAGCCCGUAGUUAAAUAGGACCCUAACCCAACCAUGACCAUAGCUGUAAUGAGUAACGCUUAGUCCAUAUGCAUUUAAAGAAAACUUGAACGUGACCGCAACCUUAACCCUAUGCCUUAAAUCCGUAAGCCAAACCCUAAAACCCUAGCUCAAACUCCUGAUCCCAAUUCCAAACCCCAACCCUAGCCUCAACCGCAAAUCCAGAUCAUAAUCCAGGUCUGGCACCCUCGGCCCUGGGUAGAACCGAACUUCUAAUACUAAUCCUAAUCUUCAGCCCGUUCCGGGCAACUUUGAUGUCAAUUAUGCCAGUGAAAAUCAAAAUCUGCCUACCGCGUGAUUCCUUUGCCGAUCUUUUGCCAGAUACACUGUUAUGAAUCACAGAACAGCAUUACCGACAAAGAGAGGAGAGACUGGAAUGGCCACUUCUGGUUUAUAAGCCGUCGUCAGCCAGCCACACCUUACCCUGUGGUGUGCAAACCCAGAAAAUCGAUCCGGCGAGCUGACAGUUAAAACUCCAACGUACUAACCCCUGAGCCCGGGGGAUCGUUGUCUUGUCGGUUACGAUUGGGUGUAUUGACAAUGCUAGAGGGGCGCUCACCGAUCGUGCUACGGAGCUCACUCUUCCCAUUGUGGUUUGGGACCACACCAUACCUACCUAGAUAAGAUGAGAAGGUAAAUUUUGGAAAAAUUACCCAAAGGGGUUACAUACCCUAUCCUCACCAGGGAAACAUUUAGAUUUUUGCAUACAUCAUGCCUCGCUGCACAGUUGUCAGAAGCUAUUGGUGAGGUUGAAAACUGGGCUAGAUCGCAUUUGGUAGCCAGGAAUGGAGAAGCGGACGACGACCUUAACUCUAAUCCGAACAUUAACCCUAACUCUAAACGUAACCACAACCUUAAACGUUAACUGUUAACCCUAACGGCAACCCUAACCCUAACCUAAAUCGUAAACGUAAUCGUAGCCCUUAGAUAUAGCCGUAACUGGAAAGCCUAACCGUAAUACUGAAACCUAAUCGUACACUCAAACCCUAACUGUAACCCGAAAACCUAAGCCCAAAGGCAUAACCUUAACCCGAAAAUCGGAAACCAGUAGCCGGUACCCUAAUCCUAAACUCAAACGUAAAACGGAAGCCAAGUGAGUCAGAUGUGAUUAUGGAGCCCCACAAAAUAGCUCCCCGUAAACAAACCCCCGCCACCUGUAAUACGGGGCCUGGCUACCAAAUGCGAUCUAGCCGAAAACUGAACAACUUAGUAUAGUACUACAGUGAUCAGUAAGUUUACCUGCAAGAGAGUACUUAGGUCUAGCUUGUCCCCCGAUAUGACCCUGAAUAAAACCAAUCCCAGGUAGGCAAACCUGAGAUCUUAACUCACGCUCGACUUGUUUACAAUCCAACUGUCUAGAAUCGACAUAAGUGAAACCGAGCCGUACCGCCAUCGGAGGGAUUCAUCAUCAUACUGGGUUUCGCUAAUCCAUCUGAUCUCUGUCUAGGAUGAAAUUUGACUUUCCGUUUUACCUAGAAGUUUCCGACUUAAUGAUAAAGUUUACUGACAAUUUCGGUAUUUUGAAGCAUUUUUUCCCGGGUAUGAAUUGAAAACAAGCGUGUACAGCAGAAUUUAUUGGGGCCAAUAAAUUUCGUGACGGCUUUUCAACUGCAGCCCGCCUCUGCAUAACAUAGGUUACGAAUGAAAGCACACAGCAGUAUGAUUUUGUACAGAAUGGCAGUGCCUAAGAGCAAGGUCAAGGUUCAAGGCAAUGAAUAAUCAGAUAAGACGUCCACAUAUGCAUCAUAUAGGAAAGAGGGAGACGAAAUGUUAACAACAAAUCACAGUCAGGAGUAGCUUGAGGCGUGAGAUUACCAGGGCAAUUGCAGAUUGAUCACGUGAUCUAACUGCUUGCACAGGUCUGGUUUCUCCCUCCGUAUAUAGGCUGCUUCCAAAUAACGCAAAGUUCGAGUUGUAUGUGCUCGGACAAGUACUCGAAAAGAUGCUUUAGGGUCGACAACAUGACCGCUAUCUAACAGGUUUUUCGUUAUAGACGAACGGGGGGUUCUAUUUUCCUGUUUGAAAAGCCAAUUAGGCAAAUGCUCAGCGGCCCUGGUUGCCAAUUGCCUUUGCGUUCGCCCAAAGUACUUGCAUCCGCAAGUGCAUGUGAAUUCAUACACACAAGUUGGGGUGGCGUGCAUUGACAAGGCAUCCUUUGCCCGGUUAAUCGGAAGGCUUUUUGUGGAACUGAUGAAGAUAAGCUCUUCUGCGUUGAACGUUCUUUCUAUAGUGCAACGCAAGCAUCGCUUGAUUGUGUUUGAGACGUUGUCACCCUUAAAGGGUAGACAUAUUAUAACGGGCUUCUUUGGAACGGACUGUUCCGUCAACUUUGGCCGUAAAUGGUUGCUGUACUUCUGAAUGAAGCGUGCAGGAUAACCACGAUUAAGUAAGGCUUCUUUGAUACGGGCAGUUUCUGUAUCUAUGGUCUCCCUGGAGCAAAUAUUUCUCGCUCUUUGAAAAAGAGUAUGUACUGGAUUUCGUUUCCAUUGUAUUGGCGCAAAGCUUUUAAAAUGUAAGUAUUGCCCUUUCCACGUAAUCUUAUGGAAGACGGAGCGUCUUAUUGAACCAUCAUCCUCUCUAAACAUGAGGACGUAUAGGAAGGGUAACUUGUUAAACUGCUCCAUUUCCAUCGUAAAUUUGAUUUUCGGAUGCAAAUUAUUCAUCAGACAAAGUAGGUCGGAGGCGUUUUCCUUGUUGUCAACAAUCGUGGAUAUAUCAUCCACGUAUCUCCUGUAUAAUGUGGUCAUGUUUACUCUUGAUGACACCUUUUCUUCCAGGUAACCCAUAAAAACGUCGGCGAGGGUUGACCCGAGUGGACUACUCAUUGCGACUCCGUCAAUUUGUCUGUAGAGUUCCCCAUUAAACAAAAGUUUAACAUCUUUGGUACAAAGUACCAGCAGAUCGCGUAUUAUUUGGCAUAUGUGAUCUUCAAAAACCAUUUCCCAUUUGAUUGUUUGUUGCUGUUAAACAUCCUCGAGUCACAAGGUCCGCUAUCCUUUCUCCCAACGAGCCCUCAGUAAUUCGGAGAAUACGUUUACCCACUCAGCCCCUACCUGGGUAAAGAUACCGCCAAAAAUAAACCCGACAUCCUAAAAACUCGCGAUUUGCAAAACCUGCCGCAUAAGUCUUUAAUAGUGCGGUCUGGAAAACCAUAUUCGUCAAUGAACGCCAAUGCUAAUGCGGCAUUAAGGGCAUUAGGAAUAAUCAAAGCCUUCAUUUUUAGCUGGCUCAUGUCUCUGUUCAAUGUCAUCUUUCGCAAGGCAGGCGAGAAACAGUGUCUUCCCGCGGUCAUUGCCACCACCACCACCGCCGCUAACGCCGCCGCCGCCACCACCACCACCACCAUCAUCAUCGUUUCAAAUGAGGACUUCCGCAGGCCCUUUGUAGAGCACGUCUGA
This is a messenger RNA of Spirometra erinaceieuropaei, 8575 nucleotides long. The record is from the annotation of a GenBank genome assembly. NCBI's taxonomy places the organism in Eukaryota, Metazoa, Platyhelminthes, Cestoda, Diphyllobothriidea, Diphyllobothriidae.